AUGUGUGCGUGUGUGGUCAUACUGGGUGGCAAAUGUAAAGCUGAACGAUCGUCAACAAUAUCGUUCUUACCUCAACUGUCACCUCCAUCAACAUCUCCCUCCUCCUCAUCAACAUCUCCCUCCUCAUCAUCAGCAUCUCUCUCCUCAUCAUCAUCUUCUUCCUCUCCCUCCUCAACUGCAUCAACAUCUACACCGCCAUCCACCGACCAGCUCCUCUACGCGCACCGAACGGUGAGAACCGACUUGAACGCCUCGCUAAUGUGGAUGACAUACGCAGACGAUGACAUCACUUUCCACGUGCGUGCUAUCUGCAGUGCGAAAUUGAAAGGGCCAAUUUGUAGCGAAUGUCAGCCCACAGAUAAUAGUGAAUCCGGUCACUAUAGAUGCCAGGAAGUUACGGAGGACAUGGAGUGCCUGCCCGGCUGGUCCGAUCCCGAUAACCUAUGCAGGACACCCAUUUGCGAUCCAGCUUGUGUCAGUGGAGAAUGCAUCUCUCCGAAUGAAUGCAGCUGCUUACCUGGCUGGAAGGGUGAGAGGUGUGAAACGUGCGUCCCGACGCUGCCCUGCCACCCAGUGAAUGGGUACUGCACCCACCCUGGCGAGUGCCUCUGCAAGCCCGGGUGGGGGAACGGAAUCAUUGGAUGUGAUCUUGGUUUGUAG
Helobdella robusta is the source of this 660-nucleotide messenger RNA. RefSeq lists its product as hypothetical. The transcript has 4 exons. The coding region runs from base 1 to 660 and encodes 219 amino acids. Gene Ontology annotation, molecular function: signaling receptor binding. Gene Ontology annotation, cellular component: cell surface; extracellular region. NCBI's taxonomy places the organism in Eukaryota, Metazoa, Annelida, Clitellata, Rhynchobdellida, Glossiphoniidae. Gene Ontology annotation, biological process: anatomical structure development. The record is from RefSeq and is a predicted model, not a curated record.